Molecule: messenger RNA, 4083 nt
Organism: Neocloeon triangulifer
Lineage: Eukaryota; Metazoa; Arthropoda; Insecta; Ephemeroptera; Baetidae
Exons: 5
Coding region: 156-3401 (1081 amino acids)
Molecular function (GO): protein binding
Source: RefSeq, a predicted model, not a curated record
UCACAAUUUUAACUUAUACAAAAAAGAAUGUUUUAAAAACUCACGAACCUUUAGUAGUCAAAUUAGACGCAGAGCAGACUGUUGAGCAGGAAGGACGGCACGCAGCGCGAAUCUCUGUGUUUUAAAACUGCACCUCAUACUUACAUAAGAACAUAAUGGGCAACACUGCAAGUGCUGAAACUGAUCGAGACAAUGCUAAAGAUAAAGAAAAUGAGCAGCGCCUCUUGACAACAAGGGAUUCAACAGGUCCAACAGAUAAUGAGAGUGAAUCCACUGAAUCUCUUGAGCUGACCGAUGAAGACAUUCAAAACCACGCUCGCUACCUAUGCGCCAGCAUCCACCACUGCUACAAGGUGCGCCAGUAUGUGCAGCUCAUUCUUAAAUAUGAAACUGACGACUUGAAAAAUUUAAUGGACAUGAAAGACGUGGACGCUGUCCGAAAGUUCUACCUUGUUGACAAACGGAGCCAGUACAGGAAGGAAUUAAAAGAAAAAUCACACCUGUUUUACAAUCACUGGCAUUUGUUGAAGCCAUUCAAAAGUCUGAAGGCGUAUAAAGAAUCUGAUCUGAGCAACGAUCAGAAAAAAAUACUUGACGAAUUGCUGACUUACCAGGGCGAGUAUUCAAACUUUGAGCAAUCAGUCGCCUUCGUAAUUAAUUUUGAUGCGUGCAAUGAAAAGGAACCAAAUGAGAAGCGACACAAACUGUUCAGAGAGUUGCUGGUGCAGCGGUUGGUGGCCAAGGACAUCAGGAGGAUAAGGAUUUUGCUGGAUCUUGACUACGAUGACAAGUACAUAAGUUUCACAGAUAUAUUCGAAGCCAUGCAGAAACGGAAGUCGGAAAUUUCCGACACAAAAACUAAAGUGGACAGGCUAUUCAAAUCUUAUUCCGCAAACUUGACCACUGAGAAGAAGUUUGACUGUUACGUUUUCAGUAUCAUGGAAAGAGCGAAGAAACUUUAUUUGAUCAAGGAUGUUCCCCUCCCUAUCGAGACUUAUUGUCAGCAGAAGCAGAAAUCUCGGGUCGCUGAUAUCCUCACCUGCCUGGUGACCUACGACAAUGAAGAGACCAGCCCUUUAGCACUCUUAUGCGAAUUUGCCACCUUAACAAUGUUUCAUGCUCUCUUUCCACAACAAAAUAACAAGAGCGUGGACCUGGCUCAACGUUUGGCAUUGCACCUAGAUGAGAAAGUUUGGACCACCUCUGUAAAUUCUGCUGAAGAUAGGUUGGGCCGGUCGGGGCUUCGUUUAGUUCACUAUGCAGCCAUGAACCCAACCAGUGACAUUUUGGCGUUCCUGUUAAAGAACAAAUUUAUCAAUAUCUCGGACCUGUCUCUGCAGGAGAAAAAGGGAGGAAACAUUCCAUUGCAUUUUGCAGCCCUCUACGGAUCCACAAAGUGUGUGGACUAUAUUUUAAAAAAAGUUAGUCAUGAAGAUAUAAAAACGCUGAACAAUGCCGGAGAGUCGCCCCUACAUUGGGCUGCAAGUGGAGGGGACUUGAGCACAUUCAGCCACAUUUACCGCAUGCAUCCUGAUGAGGAAGAGUGUCUUAGGCAGGAAGGAAAGUUCGGACCACCCCUUCUCUAUGCUGCCAAGAACAACAGAUAUGAAAUCAUGGGCAUCAUCUUGGACAAGCAGGCCAGAGCAGAUGCUACUGUGAGUGACGAUGAUUGUGACACGGCGCUGCAUUAUAUAAGCAAAGAGGCCAGCACCCGAUGGUUGGCUAAGAUUCUUAAGGCCAACGCCCUACUGGGCGUCAAGAAUGAAGUGGGCAAUGCACCCAUUGACUGGAUUUCGCACCAGAGACUCGAGCAAUUGCUGGACAAGCACACUCAACUUGUCAAAUUGAAACGUACCAAAGGGGACACUUCUAGGAAGGACCACACUGAGGUAAUCUUCACCAACUUAUUUGGUCACCACGCCAGUGGUAGUGACAUGCAGAACAUCAGAGCUAUCGCUCAGACUCCUAACGUGGAGACUCUUGCCCUCCACCCCCUCUGCCAGGCUAUCGUCUCUGUCAAGUGGCAGAAAAUCAAGAAGUUCUUUCUGCUGAAACUGCUGUUCUUCUUGCCAUUUGUGCUUUCCCUCUCUGCCCACCCAAUCUUGAUGAUGCAGCAUGACCUUCGCAUGAUGGGUAAUUCAACUCUGGACACUCCCUAUGACAGCUUGAUGGACCUUUCCCUGAGAGGAAUUCACGUCUUCUUAGCCAUUCAGGUCUUCUUUGGCCUCUUGUCUGUCUUUGUCUUGGUACCAUCCUUUUUCAAAAAGUCCUCCACUUACGUCAAUGCCAAGAUAAACCCUCGCAGAAUCAAACGUCUCCUUGAGUACUACUGGGAAGAGGUUCUCUGGUCCGACUGGUACGAGUACAUCCUGUGGGUGAUUGCCUUUCUGUACCUGGUGGAUGCCAUCAACCCUAUUUUGGUGGUCAUCGCCUCAUGGUUUUCUCUCUUUUACGUAUGCUCGAACCACCCCUCCAUCCUCCCCUUUCGCUACAUGCUUGUCAAGAUUCUUCUGCGAUAUAUCAAGUUCCUCAUCUUUGCAAUUGGACUAAUUGGUGGCUUUGCCCUGGGCUUCUUCCUUGUGGCAAACAAGUGCAAGUUAGAGUCUGGAUCAGCCGACGGCUGCGCCACAGGGUUUGAGACCAUCUACACUACCAUGCUGAAGGUGCCUUCGAUGAUGAUGGGUGAAAUCUCCUUCGACACCUUCAGCUUUGAGGCCAGUCCUCACCUGCAGUUCCUCUUUGGUGCUUUCAUAUUUCUCAUGACCUGCUGCAUUUUCAAUAUGAUGAACGGUUUGGCCAUCAACAUCACCACAGAGUUGGAGAAGAAGGCCCACAUCUUUAGCACUAUAGCUCAGUGCGAAAUGAUUUUCGAGUUUGAAAUUUUGCUGACAGAAAUCCACGCCUGGCUGAAAUGGCUCGGCCUACCGGGAGAAAUGAGGACCCUGAAUUCUCUUUGGGUGGAGCGCAUCAAAGUGAAACCUUCUACUGGAGAGUGCGUCAACCUGGAGGAAUAUGACAAGGAAAUUCACUCGAAGAUAAACCAAGAGAACUACUGGGAGACAAACGACAAGAGGAAGGUUGCGUGGGUUUGGGUCAACAGGGGCUACACCCUGAACAGCAAAAUCAUUCGGGCGGGUCUUGAAAGGUGCAAGGGCAACAUUUACAAAGACCCGGCAGACGUGGAGGUAAACUUUAACUUUAGAGAAGAAGAAAAAGAGGACGGAGGGAAAAAUGAUGAUGAUAUUAUUAGACGCGUUGAGGAGUUAGAAGGUCCAACUGGUCUAAAUAUUCCUGAUAAACCUCAUGUUCCACAGUCUUUACCAGGUCAUGAUCUGGCACAGGCGCCACAUGAAACUGACGAUUCCCUGAAAUCAAUUAUUUGUGUGCCUAAAGAUUCUUAAGAUCUAAUGGUUAACUAUUUUUUCAAAAUUUUCAACUUCAUUUACAAACAAUUAACAAAAAUCUUGAAAAACCAUAAGGUAAACUUUGAAUAUUAUUUAUUCAAGAUACUUUAUAAGAUGUUGAUUUUUCAUGCUAUUAAAAGAUUUCCAUUCAUUUUACGCUGUAAAAGUACAGUGCAACCUUCAUAUUAGAUGAAACAAUAUAUUUACUUUUACAAACCUGGCAGAAAAAUGUUUUUAGAAUUAGAAUUAAUAUAAAUGCAUCAUUUAGCACAAAUGCAUAUAAAAAUAAGCCUUAAGAAUAACACGUUAACGCCUCUUCGUAAUGUUCGUAAGAAUCCAAUUGGAUUUUGGUAAUUUCAUAAACAUAAAUUUUAAAAUAAGAGUACAUAAUACUGAAUUUAUACAAAUAUAUACGUACAGUAUCAUUCUCAGAUAAUUGUUAGUGAGCGUGUGAUUUGUCUGUUCUAGAGUGUAGUUUCUUUGUUUGGGUUGUAAAGUGUAAAGCAGUUUCAGGGUUAAAUUUGUAAGAGAUUUACGUGGAUUUUACUGAAACUGUGCGUCUGUGCGAGAAAAACUUGCUUUAAAGAGUGGAAUACAAACCAAUAUUUUGACUUAUAAUUGAGAUAUUAAUUUUUAAAAUGGAUCAAAAAUUAAUAUUUUUGAGUAAAAAAAAAAAAUU